Messenger RNA from Saimiri boliviensis boliviensis (Bolivian squirrel monkey), 3444 nucleotides. The record is from RefSeq and is a predicted model, not a curated record. NCBI's taxonomy places the organism in Eukaryota, Metazoa, Chordata, Mammalia, Primates, Cebidae.
CGCAACUUCUGCCGCUGCCGCUGCCGCUGCCGCCCGGGCGCUCUCGGCCCAGCAGCGCGGCUGCUGCGAGCUGUGGAGCGGCCGGCUGAGCCCGGCCCCAGCGCCCGCGAGUCCGCGUGUCCCGGGCGUCCGUCGGGGGCCGAGACGCCACCCGCAGGGAGUCCCCUCGCGGCCGCGCUCCCGCGUUACCCGCAGCGGCCGGGGUCCCGGGGUGUGCGGGGCCCCGAGACCGAGCCAGGCGCCCCCCAGCGGCCGGCGCGGGCCCCAUGGCUGGGCCGGGCGGAGCGGAACCGGCGAGGUGAAGCCCCUGGCCGGCAGCCGGAGCGCGUGGCGGGGGCGCCGGCUCCAUGGGCAGCUGCACACGGCGGCGCGAUGAUGGACGUUAACAGCAGCGGCCGCCCGGACCUCUACGGGCACCUCCGCUCUUUCCUCCUGCCAGCGGUGGGGCGCGGGCUGCCCGACCUGAGCCCCGACGGUGGCGCCGACCCGCUCGCAGGCUCCUGGGCGCCGCACCUGCUGAGCGAGGUGACAGCCAGCCCCGCGCCCACCUGGGACGCGCCCCCGGACAAUGCCUCCGGCUGUGGGGAGCAGAUCAACUACGGCAGAGCCGAGAAAGUUGUGAUCGGCUCCAUCCUGACGCUCAUCACGCUGCUGACGAUCGCGGGCAACUGCCUGGUGGUGAUCUCCGUGUGCUUCGUCAAGAAGCUCCGCCAGCCCUCCAACUACCUGAUCGUGUCCCUGGCGCUGGCCGACCUCUCGGUGGCCGUGGCGGUCAUGCCCUUCGUCAGCGUCACCGACCUCAUCGGGGGCAAGUGGAUCUUUGGCCACUUUUUCUGUAACGUCUUCAUCGCCAUGGACGUCAUGUGCUGCACGGCCUCGAUCAUGACCCUGUGCGUGAUCAGCAUCGACAGGUACCUUGGGAUCACAAGGCCCCUCACGUACCCUGUGAGGCAGAAUGGGAAAUGCAUGGCGAAGAUGAUUCUCUCCGUCUGGCUUCUCUCCGCCUCCAUCACUUUACCUCCGCUCUUCGGAUGGGCCCAGAAUGUAAAUGAUGAUAAGGUGUGCUUGAUCAGCCAGGACUUUGGCUACACCAUUUAUUCUACCGCAGUAGCGUUUUAUAUCCCCAUGUCCGUCAUGCUUUUCAUGUACUACCAGAUUUACAAGGCUGCCAGGAAGAGCGCUGCGAAACACAAGUUCCCUGGCUUCCCUAGAGUGGAGCCAGACAGUGUCAUCGCCCUGAAUGGCAUAGUGAAGCUCCAGAAGGAGGUGGAAGAGUGUGCAAACCUUUCGAGACUCCUCAAGCAUGAAAGGAAAAACAUCUCCAUCUUUAAGCGGGAACAGAAAGCAGCCACAACCCUGGGGAUCAUUGUCGGGGCCUUUACCGUGUGCUGGCUGCCCUUUUUCCUCCUCUCGACAGCCAGACCCUUCAUCUGUGGCACUGCCUGCAGCUGCAUCCCACUGUGGGUGGAGAGGACAUUUCUGUGGCUAGGGUAUGCAAACUCUCUCAUUAACCCUUUUAUAUAUGCCUUCUUCAACCGGGACCUGAGGACCACCUAUCGCAGCCUGCUCCAGUGCCAGUACCGGAAUAUCAACCGGAAGCUCUCGGCUGCAGGCAUGCAUGAAGCCCUGAAACUUGCUGAGAGGCCAGAGAGACCUGAGAUUGUGCUGAGGGCCUGCAUGAGGAGGGUGCUACUGAGACCAAGAAAGAGGCCAUGGGUGUCUGUGUGGAUGGUACAAUCUUCAGACCAUCACCAUUGGUUAGCAGACAAACUACUGACUACUGUAGAAAAAAAGGUCAUGAUUCAUGAUUGAAAGCUGAACAAUGGAAAUGAAAUAAGGCAAAAUAGAGUUGGAAACAGAAGGAAGUCAUUUGCUGAGACUGCAGAAUGGAAUGCGGCUUCUGUCCUUUUUUGCGAUGGCUAAAACAUAACAAACAGGGUGAUCUGUUGUACACACUAUCUUUACAAGGGAGAUGGUGAUCUCUCCUUUUUUCUGUGGAUCAGUGCUAUUGUGUGUUCUCAGUUUAAGAUAGCAGAUCAUCUCAGCAGUAAGCACACCGACAGAACUGAGUUCCAGAAAGGAAGCAGUUUCUGGUGCUUUGCAUAUGUCCAAAUCCAUGCAAGUGGGAGAAUGUUCCAAUGCACACUUCCCAUGCUUCUGAGUCUAGGCGUUGUGGUGAAUAUGCAGGAAUCAUUCAUGAGACAGAAUGUAUUUUGUUGUAUGACAGAAGGGUUUUCCAAGCAAACUGCGGUGAGCAUAGUGUUGAAUAUGUUGCAUGUCCAUGUUAAGAAAACAGAAUCCAGUCAUCAGCUAAUACAAAUGAUUUCCCAGAGCAGUGUUUGUUUCAAGCUUUUGUCAAAUAGUUUGGCUUUUCUGCGGGGUCUCUGUGAUAUCCCCACCAAUGUACUUUUCUUGUUAACUCACUUAUUAUGGUAUAACUCAGGAACAAGAUGGAGAGACGCAUACAACUUGAACAAAGCUUUUUCUUGUGCUCUGAAGGGUCCUGAGAGGUGAGGGGCAUGUCUCCUGGGAGGAUUUUUAUCUUAGUGAAGUGCAAGUGGUACCCAACUGCAUUGUAAUUAACAUGAUUAUUGGCAUGUUUUUGACUCUCAUUUCUACAAGGGUGCAGUGGGCCCACCCAUGGGCUGUCCUAUAACGUAUGUUAUGUGGAAGAAGUGUGGGAAUAAUGGGUUUUUCCAUGAAAGGUUGUGAUGCCUCUGGAGAUGGGGCAUAAACAUGUUCAUUCUUGUUGAGCUGCAUUGUAUUAAACCAAAUUGUGUGAAGCGAGGUCACCGGGACCACUCUUGCGAAAUGCUUCAGAACACCAGUCUGUUCCUUCUAGAGAAUUUGUUUUUGUGUUCUCUGUAUCUUAAAUCAAAUGUGUGCCUAAGCAAUUCUGUCCCCUGAUUCCCACCCCCACCCACCAAAAAAUGGUAGACAUGAAAGGCAGGUAAAGAAACAGAAAAGGUCUCUUUGUGGAUAUAUAUAUUUUUAAAUGGCACUAAGGAGACAGAAGGACAGUAGAGGAGAAUAGAUGAGUACCUUUACCUAGAAGGGGAGAAAUGAAUGCAAUUCUUUAUUUGAUGAGAGAGAACUGAAAGAGAAUAUUAUUUUCCUACCAUAAAGCAAGCUGUCCUCUCACAGGAUAAAGUGGAAUUCUGACAUGGAUUAUGGACUUCUAACUCCUAUUGACAUUGCUUCUUACCAGACAUGGGGAAGGGCUACCUUUCCUGAAAGGGGAGGAGGGCACUGUCCUUUCAGACAAAGCUUGUAUAAAUUCCUGAACCGCAAAUUUGCUAAAGUGACCGUAUAUACUUAUAUUCAUACUUUAAAUGAUUAUUUAUGGUCAAAUACAUAUUGUUAAACUUGAAAAUGUUUUAUUACAUUACAUCAAAUAAAGUUUAUUUGUAGCUGAAAUAAAGCAAUGCAAGUAAAGAUUUUUAA